This is a messenger RNA of Penicillium subrubescens, 1080 nucleotides long. Its product is annotated as F-box domain protein. The record is from RefSeq and is a predicted model, not a curated record. Bases 1 to 1080 code for a protein of 359 amino acids. NCBI's taxonomy places the organism in Eukaryota, Fungi, Ascomycota, Eurotiomycetes, Eurotiales, Aspergillaceae. Gene Ontology annotation, molecular function: protein binding. The transcript has a single exon.
AUGUCGUCUGCGCUGGAACGCCUCCCCAAUGAGCUGCUGGAUCAGAUCAUCUCCUACCUGGAUAUAGAGCCUCCCUCACGGACUGGAAUCUAUCAAGAACCUGAUCAAAACAUCACUUCCUCCCAAAACAAAUGUCUCAAACAUUUGUCCCAGUCAUGCGCCCGUCUCGCCAAUCUGGUGCGGCCAAUUCUCUUCGCCCAUGCCCGUAUGGUGUUACCAGACGAGCCCGCGCAGUUCUGCUGGUUCACGCAUAAAUGGGACCUGGCUCGAGACAUCAAGUCCAUGACCAUACUCGUCACGGAUGAAAAUAUUCCACGAGACGUUCUCUGCGGGUGGAUAAAUUACCUUCUCGGCUCCAUCGAUCCUCUCUGGCUUACCAUCCUCGCGCCACCAAAGUUCAUUGGCGAGGCGCUGGAGGAUAUGAUCGACGAGCGUCAUGGCUGGGCAUUCGGUAUAGAAUAUCAGAUCCUACAGCUUGAACAAAACAACUACGGCAACGUCGCCGCCCAUCAACCAGAUCCGUCCAAGAAUAAUAUAUUCCGCACCCGCCCAUGGACAUCAUUGUUCUUCAACGAGGGAUCCUCCCUCAAAGCCUACAAUCACUACGAGUACUUCCUCUCCCAGGUCCCCUCGGUGCUGGGCCAAUGGGGACAGGAAUUCACCUCGAUGACCCACUCGCCUAAAUACAAGCAGUUCUUCCAGGGACUAGAAUCCCUGACCUACACAGCAAUCUUUCCAUUCUACAACCAUGUGGAACUCGUUUGCAUCGCAAUGCAGCUCUUACCACGGCUCCGCGUCUUGACUGUCCAAUUAGCCCCGGAUGAAAAUAAUCACGCCACUGAGCUUGAACAGCGCGGUUCGAUGGACCCGAAUGAUCCGUGGAUGGAAUUGGAAUCUUCUUAUUCGGUGAUUGGUUUUAAAAUUCGUACUCAGAGUUCUGUGGAGGAAUUCCGCACUCGUGACUUGCAUAUUGAAGCUGUACGGCCGCAUCUCACGAGGAGUUUGACAGAAGAGUUGCAUGGAUGGGCGCAUGAUGGUCAGGGUGUUUGGACACGACCUCCAAGUGAAAAGACUUCUUAG